AUGUCAGAGUUCAGAAUUAAGGCCGGGUUGGCCCAGAUGUUAAAGGGUGGUGUCAUCAUGGAUGUAGUAACUGCAGAACAAGCCAAAAUAGCUGAGAAGGCCGGUGCUUGUGCAGUUAUGGCAUUGGAACAAAUCCCCGCAGAAAUGAGAGCUAGUGGCAGAGUAUGUCGUAUGUCUGAUCCCAAGAUGAUCAGAUCGAUUAUGGAAGCCGUUUCCAUUCCUGUUAUGGCUAAAGUUAGAAUUGGCCAUACUGUAGAAGCACAAGUGUUGGAGGCCUUGGAAAUUGAUUACAUUGAUGAAAGUGAAGUGUUGACUCCAGCUAACAAGGAACUUCAUAUUGCCAAGAGUGACUUCAAGGUCCCCUUUGUGUGUGGAGCCAAAGAUUUAGGCGAAGCCUUGAGACGGAUUAAUGAAGGUGCAGCUAUGAUUAGAACCAAAGGUGAAGCCGGUACCGGAGAUGUUUCCGAAGCGGUGAAACACAUUUCCAAGAUCAAAGCCGAAAUUGCCGAAUAUUCCAAGAUUACUGAUGAAAAUGAAUUGAAUGCCUUAGCAAAGGAGUUAAGAGUCCCUAGAUCACUCUUAGAUGAAGUUUUAAAGGCCGGUAGAUUACCCGUUGUCAACUUUGCUGCUGGAGGGGUUGCAACUCCUGCAGAUGCUGCUUUAUUGAUGCAAUUGGGUUGUGAUGGGAUCUUUGUAGGUUCGGGUAUUUUCACGUCAGAAAAUCCUCAACUUUUGGCUACUGCCAUUGUAAAUGCUACUACUCAUUACGAUGAUCCGAAGAAGGUUUUGGAUUAUUCAACUGAUUUGGGUAAGUUGAUGUUUGGAGUUGCCAUUGAUUCAAUUGGCGAUAAGGACCGUUUAUCUAAAAGAGGUUGGUAA
Lizanozyma spartinae is the source of this 879-nucleotide messenger RNA. It is a transcript of the gene SNZ1, whose product is annotated as pyridoxine biosynthesis protein. The transcript has a single exon. NCBI's taxonomy places the organism in Eukaryota, Fungi, Ascomycota, Pichiomycetes, Serinales, Debaryomycetaceae. The coding region runs from base 1 to 879 and encodes 292 amino acids. Gene Ontology annotation, molecular function: amine-lyase activity. Gene Ontology annotation, biological process: amino acid metabolic process; pyridoxine biosynthetic process; pyridoxal 5'-phosphate biosynthetic process. The record is from RefSeq and is a predicted model, not a curated record.